AAGAGAAUCCAAAUCGAUCCGUUUUCAAUCCAAAGGAGUUAAAGAUGGCGUCUGCUGGCUUCAAGCAGGAGAUGCCUCCUGAGGGAGGUUAUUCUCCCUUUAAUGUUAAGCGUGUUCCGGCAAGAACCUUAUUAUCAGGCUACAAGAUAUUCGCCGGCUAUGGACUCAUCUCUGCAUUCUCUAUGUAUAUGUACGCGCAGGGGUACAGCAGGAUGAAGCGUCUGGAGUUGGAGCAGUACGACGGUGACAUAGCCCUCGAGCCCCUCCUGAGGGCCGAAAAAGAUAGACUGUACCUGAAGCAGCUCAAGAAGAACUUUGAGGAGGAGAAGAGAGUGAUGAAGAAUGUCCCCGGCUGGAAGGUGGGGACAUACUACGGGGAGCCCCUCUACAAGACCAUGUCACCCAACUACCACGUGGAUCCCCCCAUGGAGGAGUACUAUGCACACACCGACCCCAAGAAGUCCGACUAUGCCUGGUUCUACUGGUACAACCACUUCUGAUUGGACGGGCAGUGAAUGACUUCUUCGGAUUGUUUCCUCAUCCGGCUUUGUGGCAGAACAGUGCAGUUUGUAGGUGCAGUAAAUAAACCUUUGUUUUUCUUUACAAAAACGUG
Molecule: messenger RNA, 613 nt
Organism: Ixodes scapularis (black-legged tick)
Lineage: Eukaryota; Metazoa; Arthropoda; Arachnida; Ixodida; Ixodidae
Gene: ND-B16.6
Product: NADH dehydrogenase [ubiquinone] 1 alpha subcomplex subunit 13
Exons: 4
Coding region: 45-500 (151 amino acids)
Source: RefSeq, a predicted model, not a curated record